This is a messenger RNA of Magallana angulata, 882 nucleotides long. RefSeq lists its product as uncharacterized. NCBI's taxonomy places the organism in Eukaryota, Metazoa, Mollusca, Bivalvia, Ostreida, Ostreidae. The transcript is spliced from 4 exons. The record is from RefSeq and is a predicted model, not a curated record. The coding region runs from base 504 to 866 and encodes 120 amino acids.
GCGAGUGUAGUGAAUUACAAACAAGAAGGACGCUCUAUCGUGGAAAUCCAGAAACUUCUCAGGACACAUCAUGGAUGAAAAGUAUCAAGACAAGGACUCUACACAUUAUUGCAGCAUGGGAGCAUAACAAGGAGGAAUUCGAUGCUAAACCGUGGGAAAAUUCGACAUCUUCAUCGGGGCUGUAUUCACAUGUGGAUGUGUCAAAGCAAUGAACUGACUGCAUCCGAAAUAAAGAUGAAAUUAAGGAAUGUGUUUGGUUUAGAUGUGUCCUUGUCGACAAUCAACACCGUGAGGAGAAACCUUGGCUGGACGAGCAAUACAGGGAAAUAUUGCCAACAGAUCAGUCACGCCAACAAACGGGUAGGUAUUUAGUCGUAGUCCUUCUUCCGUCAUGCCGAUGUAUCAAUAUACACAAUACAGGCAAAGCUUUGGCAAGAACAGACCAAUCCUUUGGUUUCGAGUUAGGCCGAGAUAAGAGUUACAAAGAUGAAAUCAACAGGAGGAUGACGGACAGACUUGUUAAUGCAGUCAUUGCAAGUGAAGGGGGGAUGGAGAAGUCUUCUUGGCCACUUAGAGAAAUAGAAGGGGCCUGCAAGACCUAUUAUAUAUCUUUGAGGGACACAGAGAGGCGAAAGCUGUCUGGCAAGGAGAAAGAGCACACCCAGAGAAGCAGACGCCAAAGCAGAAGACGGGAAAGAGCAGCAAGGCUGAAGAAAACAUUAAAGAGUGUAGGAGAUGACAAGUUGGGAGAUUUUGACAAGGAGAAAGUGAUGAAAGUAUUCAAAGGAGACUACAUGUCGUCUGAGGAGAGUGAGGAAGACGACGCCAGGGAGUUCUCCCAUUUCAGUGUGCGACGCCUGCCGUAGCAGAAAGAGGCCUUCC